Molecule: messenger RNA, 936 nt
Organism: Peromyscus leucopus (white-footed mouse)
Lineage: Eukaryota; Metazoa; Chordata; Mammalia; Rodentia; Cricetidae
Product: keratin-associated protein 5-4-like
Exons: 1
Coding region: 1-936 (311 amino acids)
Source: RefSeq, a predicted model, not a curated record
AUGUGGAGCAGCAAGGAGUCCCAGACGUGCGCUCCCGCGGCUGUGCUCCCGCGGCUGCGCUCCCGCGGCUGCGCUCCCGAGGCUUCGCUCCCGAGGCUGCGCUCCCGAGGCUGUGCUCCCGAGGCUGUGCUCCCGCGGCUGCGCACCCACCUGCGGCUGUGCUCCCGCGGCUGUGCUCCCACCUGCGGCUGUGCUCCCGCGGCUGUGCUCCCGCGGCUGUGCUCCCACCUGCGGCUGUGCUCCCGCGGCUGUGCUCCCGCGGCUUCCCACCUGCGGCUGUGCUCCCGCGGCUGUGCUCCCGCGGCUGUGCUCCCACCUGCGGCUGUGCUCCCGCGGCUGUGCUCCCGCGGCUGUGCUCCCACCUGCGGCUGUGCUCCCGCGGCUGUGCUCCCACCUGCGGCUGUGCUCCCGCGGCUGUGCUCCCGCGGCUGCGCACCCACCUGCGGCUGUGCUCCCGCGGCUGUGCUCCCGCGGCUAUGCUCCCACCUGCGGCUGUGCUCCCGCGGCUGUGCUCCCGCGGCUGUGCUCCCACCUGCGGCUGUGCUCCCGCGGCUGUGCUCCCGCGGCUGCGCACCCACCUGCGGCUGUGCUCCCGCGGCAGUGCUCCCGCGGCUGUGCUCCCGUGGCUGUGCUCCCAUGGCUGUGCUCCCGCGGCUGUGCUCCCGCGGCUGUGCUCCUGCGGCUGUGCUCCCGCGGCUGUGCUCCUGCGGCUGUGCUCCUGCGGCUGUGCUCCCGCAGCUGCGCACCCACCUGCGGCUGUGCUCCCGUGGCUCUGCUCCCGUGGCUGUGCUCCCGUGGCUGUGCUCCUGCGGCUGCGCACCCACCUGCGGCUAUGCCUUCCCCACCAUCAUUCACUGUAUCCUCUCAAACUGUGAGCCAGGACACAUGCUUCUGCCCUCAAGGUGCUUCUUGGCUGGCAUUUGGUCACAGCAAUGA